This is a messenger RNA of Gigantopelta aegis, 2504 nucleotides long. RefSeq names its product serine protease HTRA2, mitochondrial-like. NCBI's taxonomy places the organism in Eukaryota, Metazoa, Mollusca, Gastropoda, Neomphalida, Peltospiridae. The transcript is spliced from 7 exons. Gene Ontology annotation, molecular function: protein binding; serine-type endopeptidase activity. Bases 85 to 1353 code for a protein of 422 amino acids. Gene Ontology annotation, biological process: positive regulation of apoptotic process; programmed cell death; proteolysis. The record is from RefSeq and is a predicted model, not a curated record.
UCAUAUGCUUUGGUUUCUAUGUAAUCGUAAUAUCGAUAAAAACCAGUCCAGGUUAUUGCUGUCACGAACUCGUUCUGAUUGACCAUGAACAGUUUUACGAAAUUGUUUGCGAUUGCAAACAAAACUGUUGCUCUUCUUAAUAAAUGCCCCAAUAGUUCAGUAAAUCAGUGUUGCAGAUCGUCUUUCAGUAGAACCUUACACUCCUGCAAAACACGGGCUACCACUGUCUCAAAAGCUGGAACAGUUCAGAAGUUAUGCAUUGCAACUGGUCUUUCAGUUUCAUCUUUUAUCUUGUACAAAUGUCGCCACAAUUUGUUGCCCACUGGUAGCAUGUUACCCCCUGUCUUUGCUGCAGAACCUAUGCAUUCAUCACCGAGGGCGCAGUUCAACUUCAUUGCUGACGUGGUGGAAAAGGCAGCCCCAGCAGUAGUUUAUAUUGAAAUUAAGGGGAGACAUCCAUAUCAUGGUGGCAUUACAACAAUGUCAAAUGGGUCUGGCUUCAUAGUCCGGCAGAAUGGUAUUAUCUUGACCAAUGCUCAUGUGGUUGCCAACAAACAGAUUGUCGUAGUUAAGCUUCACGAUCAGCGGGUUUUUGAAGGAACUGUAACUGCUGUUGACCCGGUGUCAGAUCUAGCAACAAUCAAAAUUGAUGCAAACGGGCUGCCUACUCUGAGCCUUGGAAAGUCGUCAUCUGUGAGAUCAGGAGAGUGGGUAAUCGCCAUGGGAAGUCCUCUGUCACUCAGCAACACUGUUACAGCUGGUAUUGUUAGCAGCAUACAUCGUGGCAGCAAAGAGUUGGGCAUUCACAACAAAGACAUCAGCUACAUACAGACAGAUGCCGUCAUAAAUUUUGGGAAUUCAGGAGGACCGCUUGUUAAUCUGGAUGGUGAAGCUAUUGGUAUCAAUACAAUGAAGGUUACAACAGGAAUAUCUUUUGCCAUUCCAUCAGACUAUGUUCAGGACUUCCUUACAAAAGCUGAUAUGCUAACUAGCAGAGCUGAAUCAAAGCCUAAAAGCUGGUUUGGUCGAGUGAGUAGCCCAAAGAAACAGCGCUACAUUGGUAUCACCAUAUUGAGCUUGACUCCAAGCAUUAUCAGAGAGUUGCAGAAAAGAAUUCCCGAUUUCCCAGAAGACAUUGAACAUGGAGUGUUUGUUGACAGAAUUAUCAUUGGUUCACCUGCAUAUAAUGGUGGUCUGAAACCGGGUGACAUCAUAACUCACAUAAAUGACAAGGAGGUGAAUGCAUCGUCUGAUUUCUUUGGUGCUGUCAGUACUAACGACAUUUUGAAACUGGCAGUUAUGAGGAAGCAGAAAAGAAUUUUACUGACUAUAAAACCUGAGGAGAUUGAAUGACGACUCUGUGGCUGUACAUUAUCAUGUAGAACAAAUUGCUUUCCAACUAGACGGAUAUGUCUAACAUCUGUGAUUUAACUAUUUUAUUCAAAAGUUAUAGAAAAUCGGAGAUUAGUCAAUAAUAAUUACUAUCAUAGAUAAUAGUAAACAUUUCAACUUAACCUGACCUCAAACAAAUGACAUUUUCCCCUUUGUAAGUAGACUACUCUGAACUUCCCAACAGCCAAUGGGAUGGCUUACAAUCUUCCAAUGAGUCCUGGUGAGCGGAAAAACGUCUAUUAGACUGGCCACAUCAGGAACCAAUCAAAUAAUUAGUUUUAGAACAUUAUCAAAACGUUUGUUGGCUGAACUUGGGGAUGGCUUCUUGUUCCGAUCACAUGACUGAAUUUUCCUUCUUUCUCUUUUGCAUAUUCAGUCCUGACAUCCUUUCUUUACUCUUGUAUUACACAAGCCACCUUGUUUUUUGUGUUCGUUUAGUCCAGUGUUGUUUUAUGUGGUUUAGUUUCUACCAUAUUUAUUCUUGGUUACUGCAGCUUUAUUUGCUUUGCUUUAUUUUUGUGUUUAUAUAACAUGACAUUGCUGAAGGUCAUAUGUCAUGUUUCUAUCAAUAUUCUAGAUUCUAAAUUGAUUUUGUUAAUUAUAUAAUAAGACCCAUGCAGAAUCUUAUUUAUGCUCUUUUUUUAUGUCAUUGAGUGAUGUGUGAUAAUUCUAUUUUCAUGAAUUCUGAGCCAGUAAAUACAAAUUCUUUAUUUACUUACAAACUUUGAACUAAGUAAGUUUGAUAAUUUAAAGGCCCAAUUCAACCUUUAUUAUCAGACAAAACUACCAAAAAUACUGUACUUUUAGAAGACUUUAACAUAUAUGAAUGGUUUUGGGUUUUUUGUUCUUUUUUUUUGUUCUUUUUUUUUCUUUUGGGGGGAGAGGGGGGCAUCUUCUCUUUUUUCCCACCAGUAAUGGCUCUUUGUUGUGGGUUUUUCAGUAUGAUUCCAUUUAUAUAUUUCAUUGCUAAGAAUAAAAUAAAUGAUGACUGCAUACAUUAAGAAAAUGUUUAUAGUAUUGACUUAUAUAAGCUCUGGAAUAUAUCCCUUCCUGGAGCCACAAACUGACAAAUGAUGUGACAAACUACAGCAAUUAAAUCUGUUUUUAACACA